Aphanomyces invadans is the source of this 759-nucleotide messenger RNA. RefSeq lists its product as hypothetical. The coding region runs from base 6 to 698 and encodes 230 amino acids. The transcript has 7 exons. Lineage: Eukaryota; Oomycota; Saprolegniomycetes; Saprolegniales; Verrucalvaceae. The record is from RefSeq and is a predicted model, not a curated record. Gene Ontology annotation, cellular component: cytoplasm; nucleus. Gene Ontology annotation, molecular function: protein binding.
CGACGAUGGAUGGAGUGAACCAAGAGGUGGAGGGCGGCACUGUCCUUUCGCACGUCCAGUUUGCGGAAGCCGCGGCAAAUGGGUCCAAGACGAUGGUCGAGUUCCUCCUCGACAACGGCGCCGACAUCGACGCCCCUGGAAGAGAUGGCACGACGCCUUUGUGCGCAGCUGCGUUAUGGGGCAAUGAAGCCAUGGUCAAGUAUCUCCUGAGUCGUGGCGCUCGUGUCAGAGCGUGCAACGAAGGUACUGGAUGGACGGCAUUGCACGCGGCAGCGUUUCAAGAGCAUGGAAAAGUCGUGCGCAUCCUUCUUGAAGCCGACGCGGAUGCGUUUGCCAGCGACAUGGACGGUCGUACGCCGUGCGACUACGCCAGUAUUUCGGAAGCGAUUUGGCCCUUUUUUGCAGCACGAGGGUGCGAGAAGAGCUUGAAGUCUGAUCUGAUCGAGAAAGGAAUCAUCCGAAAGGUUGAAAACCAAGCGGAAGAAUCCGGCUACGAGCCAGCGGUCGCCGAGUACUCCCGUCCGGGGUCGUCCUACCAGCGUGUUCAAAUGAAUCCUGGGGGUGGCAAUACCAAGCGUUCUGACCACACAACGUCACGAGGCGGUUCGCCCCGCGUAUUCAUUGACCCGUUGGGAGCUCCUCCGUCCAAGUCCACGACGACCUCGCGCCGCCCCUCCUUCAACGGCCUCGACUUGUAACAUCACCGAGGCAUCAAACGAUUCAUGUGUUAAAGCUGCAAAUUGUCAAAGCACUUUCGAA